AUGUCUCUUAUAUUCAAACGAACGAUUGAUUUUACUCGUAAUCUUGGGCGGACGAUACUUAGUAACCAACACUAUCCAGUGACCCAACGCAUUGCCUUUAAAUCUGACCAAACACCGCAAAUUGAAUCUCGUCCCACUGUUGCAAAAUUAGAUCCACUUCAAAAGUCUCAACUGAUCGAUUUUGGGAAAUACGUGUCUGAUUGUUUACCAAAGUACGUACAAAAAGUUCAAAUCACAUCCGGUAAUGAGUUGGAAGUACUUAUUCCUCCAGAUGGAGUCAUUCCCGUUCUUCAAUUUUUAAAAGACCACCACAGUGCACAGUUUGCGAGCUUGGUAGACAUAGCGGGGAUGGACGUGCCCAGUCGGGUUAAUCGAUUUGAGAUUAUCUACAAUUUAUUGUCUCUGCGUUACAAUGCUAGGAUUCGGGUAAAGACUUACACGGAUGAACUGACACCUAUAGAUUCUGCUUGUGAAGUGUUCAAAGCUGCAAACUGGUAUGAAAGGGAAAUCUGGGAUAUGUAUGGAGUUUUCUUUGCGAAUCAUCCAGAUUUAAGAAGAAUUCUAACUGAUUAUGGAUUUGAAGGCCAUCCAUUCAGAAAAGAUUUCCCCCUAAGUGGUUAUGUAGAACUGCGUUAUGAUGAUGAACAGAAACGUGUUGUUGUGGAACCCUUAGAAUUGGCUCAGGAAUUCCGAAGAUUUGAGCUAAGUGCUCCUUGGGAACAGUUUCCAAACUUUAGAGGAAAUCCUAUUGAAGAAGUUGCCUCCACAGCAGAACCUAAGAAAGAAUAA
Molecule: messenger RNA, 789 nt
Organism: Pieris macdunnoughi
Lineage: Eukaryota; Metazoa; Arthropoda; Insecta; Lepidoptera; Pieridae
Source: the annotation of a GenBank genome assembly